AUGGAUUCGAACUCAAAGUCAAUGUGUCCCAAAGCACGCACUGAAGAUAGGAUCAGUGCAUUGCCAGAUGCAAUCAUUUGCCACAUUCUUUCCUUCCUUCCAACAUCAGAUGCUGUAACGACCUGCUUUUUAUCAAAUCGAUGGAAGAAUAUGUGGACUCUUGUUCCCACUGUAGAGCUAAUUGUGUUGUCAACUGCAUGGGAUUCAGGUGGUACUGCAGCGUAUGUGGAUCGAUACCUUCUCUUUCGCGGAUCAUCAAACAUUCACAAAUUUCAUCUUUGCUGUGUCGAUCUCAACGGCAUAGUUGGUCGUAUCAAUGGAUGGAUUUGCACUGCCCUUAGGCGUAAUGUUGUUGAGCUCCACCUUGAGUUUGAUGAGAGGGACGAUUCGCACGAAUUUCUUGUGUUGCCUCAAGAUCUUUUCGUGUGCAAGACUUUGGAGACUUUGAAGCUGAGUCUGGGAGAGCAUGUUACUGCCGUUGCUCCUCUCGCAUCAAACUGUUUCCCAAGGCUCAAGUCCCUCCACAUUACAUUCGAUUUUCCAAAAUAUGUCGAGCAAAUCGAGACGCUCUUUUCCUGCUGCCCUGCGCUCGAAGAUUUGGUUGUAGAUGGAGAUCUUGGAUGGCUUGAAGAGAAUCAAGUUUUGAAUGUAACGAUCUCCGCACCGAAACUAAAAAGACUAAAAAUAUACUUGUUUGCUCAUGCUAUGACACUAGGGGAGAACAAGAUUUUUGUUAACGCGGAUGUUCCAAGUCUUGAAGACUUGGAUCUCACGGAGAACUUCUUGGCGAGCUAUUGUUUGAAGGGUGCAAAAUCCUUGACCAACGCCAAGAUUGAUUUCAGCGUAAUGCGUGAGGAGGAUGAAGGCCACCCUGCCGAUGUCCUUGCUGAUGUUGAUCGUGUGCAGAGGCUUUUUGCAGAAAUCAGCAAUGUUAAACAAUUGUCACUUGUAGUUCCAGUUUUGGGGGAUCCUCACAUCGAAUAUCAAUGUUCUUUGCCAACAUUCAAUCAUUUGAACCAGUUGGAGCUAAAUCACUUAGCAUGCUGCUCAUGGAAAUCACUGACAAACAUGCUCAAGAUAACGCCCAAUUUGGAACAUCUUCUCUUUGCAAUUAACAUUAAAUGCGAUGCUGCUCAUGAUGAAGAUGAGUUGGAACAUAAAUGGUCUCCACCCGAGCUUGUGCCUGUUUGUUUGUCUUCAUGCCUCAAGACUAUUUGCAUAUCGGGAUUCAAGGGAGGGUCAGAUGAGAUGGAGAUGGUAGAGUAUUUGUUGGAGCACGGUCAGCUCCUCAAUGAGUUGAAAGUUUUGACUUUCGAUAUGGAGUUUGAUAACGCGUUAGAGGUAUUGAUGGAAAUUAUAUUGUUCCCAAGGGCUUCAAACACUUGUGAAAUUCAAUGUUUCAAUUGAAAGUUGUGGAAGGAGAUCCUUUUGUUUGCUAUGAACAGCUUUGCUUCUGUAACUCUUGAAGUCUUUCUUUUGCUAAAGUGUGCGUUAAAUCUCUUGGGUUGAGGACGCAGACAUUGUUUUUAUGGAGGAUAUUGUUUUUGAGUUCGCUGAAAUUUUUUUGUGACAGAUAUUCCUAGGACUUAAAAAAUUCAGGACCUGAUGUCAUAGAUAUUCUUGAGGGUGCGAUAUUUUUAUUUGUUGCAAUGAAGUCGGAAACUCAACAGAAAAUCAAACUACAUGUUUUAUUUAAGCAACUCCUACGUACCCUUAUCAAUCCCCACUUUCCCACUCUCUGUUUCAAAUUCAAUAUGCGUAAUAAUAAUAUCACAGGCUUCACAGCUUAACUUUUCCAGCAAGCAUAAAAGCCUUGUAGCUGACAGACCUGACCAAUUUAGAAUCACCCCAAGCAGCUUCAAACUCUUUAACCACCUUUUCAGGUAA
Prunus avium (sweet cherry) is the source of this 1887-nucleotide messenger RNA. RefSeq names its product F-box/LRR-repeat protein At4g14103-like. The record is from RefSeq and is a predicted model, not a curated record. Gene Ontology annotation, molecular function: protein binding. Lineage: Eukaryota; Viridiplantae; Streptophyta; Magnoliopsida; Rosales; Rosaceae.